GUGCUUUGUCCGGCCCCCUUGGCACUCAGCGACCUCCUGUCGGUCUGCCGGGUAGUGCGCACCCACCACCCAUUCCUCAUCAGGCCAUGAUGCGCAGCAUGAACCCAUCAGCAAUACCGCUUCAUGCAGGCCCCAACUCGUCGAGUAGGAUGGGUCCUGCCCUCCCCCCGCCCCCUCUGCACAUGACACCUGCACACUUCAUGCCUGGUCCGACGUCAGCGCCUGCAACCUCUCCCAACUUUAACGUUCCUCAUCCCCCUCCUCAAAGUAAUGCAACUCUGUUGUCCAUUCUCAACCGUGGACCAGGAGUACCCACUAAUGGAAGUUGGUCUGGCGCUACCCAAAGGGGAAAUUUUUGAGCUUGAGCAUCUUGUACCAUAUCCUGCCCGGUCACGUCGUUGCUUGUUAUUGAACUUAUUCCUCCUCAUACUUUCCGCCGUUCGGGUUUCCUUCGUUUCUACUUUUUUCUUCUUCAUUGACCCCUUCCUCGUCUGUCGCCCCCUCUCUUCCCUGUCUCCCCUGUCCGCACAAAUCAUUCUACAUAAUGUCUGAUCGGGGGUUGUGAUUACCAUCCGGUUGCGUUCCGUAUAUGCCAUCUACUCUGUCCCGUUUUUUUUUGGGCACGUAUCGCAUGUCUUUCCGUAUCCUAGCUCUACACCUCAUCUCCCCAUGUUCCGCAGCCCCUUCGGCCUCCGUUUCACUGUCCAUUGACCGUCUUUCUUUUUUUUUCCUCCAUACGUACGUCUGACAUCGCGCGUGUAGUUUUGUAGCGUAACUCCUGAUCCGACCUGGUCUUCC
Molecule: messenger RNA, 798 nt
Organism: Heterobasidion irregulare TC 32-1
Lineage: Eukaryota; Fungi; Basidiomycota; Agaricomycetes; Russulales; Bondarzewiaceae
Exons: 1
Coding region: 271-552 (93 amino acids)
Source: RefSeq, a predicted model, not a curated record